This is a messenger RNA of Drosophila albomicans, 9911 nucleotides long. It is a transcript of the gene scrib, whose product is annotated as protein lap4. Gene Ontology annotation, cellular component: postsynaptic density; postsynaptic membrane; transcription factor TFIIA complex. Gene Ontology annotation, biological process: neurotransmitter receptor transport, endosome to postsynaptic membrane; transcription initiation at RNA polymerase II promoter; neurotransmitter receptor transport postsynaptic membrane to endosome. The record is from RefSeq and is a predicted model, not a curated record. Gene Ontology annotation, molecular function: protein binding. NCBI's taxonomy places the organism in Eukaryota, Metazoa, Arthropoda, Insecta, Diptera, Drosophilidae. The transcript is spliced from 28 exons. Bases 636 to 8681 code for a protein of 2681 amino acids.
UGUUUUUGUUGCGAGCGGUGGAAACGACGGGCGCUGCGCUUCGUAAAUUUUGUGUACGUUAAUUUCUGUAAACGCCGUUCGUUGUGUAUGUGUGUGUAGUAGUUACUUGUAUGCUGGCGAGUUGUGUUUUUUUGCGCUUACGUACAGUUAAUAUUCAUAUUUGUUGUAAGCGCACACACAGCACUGCAAGGCACAAUUCUUAAUUAAUUGCAGUAAAUUUGUGCUGCAAAAUGUGCGCAAAACGUGUGCGAUAAAAGUGUGCGAUUAAAAAAGAAACAACAACAAAACGCAAAAAUAAAAGUAAAGCCACACACAAAAAAUAAAAGCGAAAAAAGUGCAGGGCCAAAAAAAAAAAAAAAAACUGCGCGUGCCUGUCUCUGGCUCUGUAUUAGUGUAUUUGUCACUGUGUGAGUGAGUGAACGUGUACGUGUAAGUGUGCGUGUGCGUUUGCGUUUGCAACAGAUGCUGCAAACGUUACGCUCCUCUAUGUGUGUGUUGUUGUUGUGCAAAGACAACAACAGCAACAACAUCAUCGACAACGACAACAACAACAACGCUUAAACACCGACUACAACUCAACUCGUAAAUACGUCAUCAACUGAGCAACAACAACGUAACAACAACAACCAGCAGCCAUGUUCAAGUGCAUUCCAAUUUUCAAAGGCUGCAACAGGCAGGUGGAAUUUGUGGACAAACGCCACUGUUCGCUGCCCCAAGUGCCCGAGGAAAUAUUGCGCUACUCGCGUACCCUUGAGGAACUUUUUCUGGAUGCGAAUCACAUACGCGAUUUGCCAAAGAAUUUCUUCAGAUUGCAUCGCCUGAGAAAACUGGGCUUGAGUGACAAUGAAAUUGGUCGCCUGCCGCCGGACAUACAAAACUUUGAAAAUCUUGUCGAACUCGAUGUUUCACGAAACGAUAUUCCCGACAUUCCCGAUGACAUUAAGCAUCUGCAGAGCCUGCAGGUGGCCGAUUUCAGCUCGAAUCCGAUACCAAAACUGCCAUCUGGAUUCUCACAGCUGAAAAAUCUAACCGUGCUGGGCCUCAAUGAUAUGUCUCUCACAACAUUGCCCGCCGAUUUUGGCAGUUUGACGCAGCUCGAAUCGCUGGAGCUCCGUGAAAAUCUGCUUAAGCAUUUACCCGAAACGAUAAGUCAGCUGACGAAGCUGAAACGCCUCGAUCUGGGCGACAACGAAAUCGAGGACUUGCCACCAUAUCUAGGUUAUUUGCCGGGUCUGCAUGAACUCUGGCUGGAUCACAAUCAGCUGCAGCGUUUGCCACCAGAGCUGGGAUUGCUCACAAAGCUGACGUAUCUGGAUGUGUCAGAGAAUCGGCUGGAGGAGCUGCCCAACGAGAUUGGCGGACUGGUUAGCCUCACCGAUCUGGAUCUGGCACAGAAUCUGCUCGAGACACUGCCCGAUGGCAUUGCCAAGCUGAGUCGCCUGACCAUCUUGAAGCUGGACCAGAAUCGCCUACAGCGUUUGAACGAUACGCUUGGCAACUGCGAUAACAUGCAAGAGCUCAUCUUGACGGAGAACUUUCUGUCCGAGUUGCCAGCGUCGAUUGGUCGCAUGAGCAAGUUGAGCAACCUGAAUGUCGAUCGCAAUGCAUUGGAGUAUCUGCCGCUGGAGAUUGGCGAAUGCGGCAAUCUGGGUGUGUUGAGUCUGCGCGAUAACAAGCUCAAGAAACUGCCGCCCGAGCUGGGCAACUGCAGCGUGUUGCAUGUGCUCGAUGUGAGUGGCAAUCAAUUGCUGUAUUUGCCCUACUCGUUGGUCAAUUUGCAACUGAAGGCCGUUUGGCUGUCGGAGAAUCAAUCGCAGCCACUUCUCACGUUCCAACCUGACACGGAUGCCGAAACCGGCGAACAAGUGCUCUCGUGUUAUCUGUUGCCCCAACAGGAAUAUCAGCCGAUUACACCGGACUAUCCACCCCAGGCGCUUUAUAGAUCAAGCGAAAAAUUCGAUUCGAUGGAUUUCUUCAGUUAUCAACAGAAAGCACGCGAUCUGGAAUCCGAUUCGGAGCCAUACGAGGAACGCGAACCGUCGCGCACCGUUGUCAAGUUCUCCGAGGAGGUGUCCCAGGAGAAGGAUACGCCAUUUGUGCGUCAGAAUACGCCGCAUCCGAAGGAUCUGAAGGCCAAGGCCCAGAAGCUGAAGGUGGAGCGCAGUCGGCAUGAGGAGAACACCAAUUUGAUGUCACUGCCAGAGGAGAACGGCACGAAGCCAGUUGUGACAGAAACCCCCACCGAGACACGAACCCAAGCAAAUAAUCACCAACAAGUAGCCGUGACAACCACCAAUAACACCAGUGCCGCACAGCCGGUACAGAAACCAGCAGCUGUGGUGAAUUCUUCCAAACCGGUUGCGGUUGGCAUUGUUUCACCAACACCAACACCCACCACUGUAGCACAGCCACAAUCCACACAGGGUGAUUCGACAACUGCUGCUGCAGCUGAGGAAGAUGCCGACGAGCAGGAAGAUGAAUAUGAAACCGAUCGUCGUGUUGGCUUUCAGGUGGAGGGUGAAGACGAUGACUUCAAGAAUCGACCACCCAAACUGCACAGACGCGAUACACCGCAUCAUUUGAAGAACAAACGUGUUCAGCCGUUGACCGACAAACAGGCCAGCGAAAUAUUGGCCAAUGCUUUGGCCUCACAGGAGCGCAACAACGAGCAAACGCCUCAGCACUCGGUGCAGUCACCCAUUGAGGAGGAGAAUACCGAUGCUGAGCAGCUGGAACAGGAACAGGAGCAGCAGCAACAACAACAUCCAUUCGAUGCAUCGCUCUCCCCAAUACCAGCGCCCACUUCAGCCGAAGCCGUCUCAGAUAACAUUGAUGGCGUCACAGAGCUGCGUUUGGAGCAGUACGAAAUACACAUUGAACGCACCUCCGCGGGGCUUGGACUGAGCAUCGCUGGCGGCAAGGGUUCGACACCGUUUAAAGGCGAUGACGAUGGCAUUUUCAUAUCACGCGUCACCGAGGCGGGGCCAGCGGACUUGGCUGGCUUGAAAGUGGGCGACAAGGUGCUCAAGGUGAACGGCAUCGUUGUGGUCGAUGCGGAUCACUAUCAGGCAGUGCAAGUUCUGAAGGCUUGCGGUGCCGUGUUGGUGUUGGUGGUGCAACGCGAGGUCACGCGGCUCAUUGGGCAUCCGGUGUUCAGUGAGGAUGGCAGCAUUUCGCAGAUCUCGGUGGAGACGCGUCCACUCGUCGCCGAGUUAGCGCCAGCUGCGCCACAAGAGCGCUACAUUCCGCCACCAAUACAAAUCAUACCCGAACAGCAGCAGCAACUGUUGCAACAACAGCAGCAGCUGCAGCAACAGCAGUAUCAGCAACCACAGCAGCCAAUACAACAGAUUGCUCCAGUUUCGAAUGGAAUGCUGCUGCAGAAUGGCAAGGACACGACGGCGCCGCUGAGCUUUAUUCAAUUGCACACGACGCUGAUACGGGAUCAAAUUGGCCAGGGAUUGGGCUUCAGCAUUGCCGGCGGCAAGGGCUCGCCGCCGUUUAAGGAUGACUGCGAUGGCAUUUUCAUAUCGCGCAUCACCGAGGGCGGACUUGCCCAUCGCGAUGGCAAAAUCAUGGUCGGCGACCGUGUCAUGGCGAUUAACGGCAAUGACAUGACGGAGGCGCAUCACGACGCCGCUGUUGCCUGCCUCACUGAGCCGCAGCGAUUUGUGCGUCUCGUGCUGCAGCGCGAAUAUCGCGGUCCCCUCGAGCCGCCCACAAGUCCGCGCAGUCCCGCCGUGCUCAACUCGUUGAGUCCCUCCGGAUAUCUGGCGAAUCGACCAGCCAACUUUAAGCGCUCUGUGGGCGAUGUGAAUGCCGCGGAGCAGCCUUACAAGUACAACACAUUGGCCACCACGCCCACAGCAACGGCAACUGGUGUUGCCUACACAAACAACAACAAUAAUAACACGCUGCCUAACAACAAGACAAACGGAUUUGUCACAGCUACAGCUCCAACUGCUGCUGUUGCUACUGCCCAGGUGGCUGCUGCUACGAUUCCUGCCGCAGUUGCUGCGUCACAUAUUGACAAAUCCACAGGUCAGCCAGUGCCAGCGCCGCGUCGCACCAACUCUGUGCCCUUGGGCGAUGGCGAUGGGCCACUGAAUGGUGCGGCAUCCACAAGCAGCGGCGACUCGGGCGAGGCUCAGUCCUCAUCACUGCGGCCACUGACCAGCGAUGAUUUUCAGGCGAUGAUACCGGCACACUUUCUCAGCGGCGGCAGUCAGCAUCAGGUGCAUGUGGCACGGCCCAAUGAGGUGGGCGUGAGUGCCGUGACGGUUAAUGUGAAUAAACCGCAGCCCGAUUUGCCAAUGUUCCCAGCGGCGCCCACCGAAUUGGGGCGUGUCACCGAGACCAUCACGAAGUCCACGUUCACGGAAACCGUGAUGACCCGCAUCACCGACAAUCAGCUGGCGGAGCCAUUGAUCAGUGAGGAAGUGGUACUGCCCAAGAAUCAAGGCUCUCUCGGCUUCAGCAUCAUCGGAGGCACGGAUCAUUCCUGUGUGCCAUUUGGUACUCGCGAACCGGGCAUUUUCAUUUCACACAUUGUGCCGGGUGGCAUUGCCUCAAAAUGUGGCAAGCUGCGAAUGGGCGAUCGCAUACUGAAAGUGAACGAAGCUGAUGUUUCAAAGGCCACACAUCAGGAUGCUGUCCUCGAACUGCUGAAGCCUGGCGAUGAGAUCAAGCUCACCAUACAACACGAUCCCCUGCCUCCUGGUUUUCAGGAAAUUCUGCUGGCCAAGGCAGAGGGCGAGCGCUUGGGCAUGCACAUCAAGGGCGGCCUGAAUGGACAGCGCGGUAAUCCAGUGGAUCCAUCUGAUGAGGGCGUUUUUGUGUCCAAAAUUAACUCGGUCGGAGCGGCGCGACGCGAUGGAAGGCUUAAGGUGGGCAUGCGUCUGCUGGAGGUCAACGGACAUUCGCUGUUGGGCGCCUCGCAUCAAGAUGCGGUCAACGUACUGCGCAAUGCUGGCAAUGAGAUUCAAUUGGUCGUGUGCAAGGGCUACGACAAAUCCAGUUUAAUGCAUUCCAUUGGCCAGGCUGGCGGCAUGAGCACCGGCUUUAAUUCGUCUGCAUCCUGCAGCGGCGGCAGUCGUCAAGGCUCGCGCGCUUCGGAGACAGGCUCUGAACUGAGUCACAGCCAAAGUGUCUCCAGUCUGGAUCACGAUGAAGAGGAACGCCUACGACAGGACUUUGAUGUGUUCGCCACGCAACAACAACCUGUCGAUACAACAGCAGUUGGCACUCCGGAGCCAACGAGCCAAACAGGCUUGGCAGCAGCGGCUGCUCUGGUGCAUGGCUCCCCAUCACCCGUACCACCCACCACACCGACACCGCCCGUUGCGUCCGCUGAUUUAGCACAGCCAGACACUGUUGCCGCACAGACCGUGGCGCUCAUUCACGCCGAACAGGCGCCGCAACAGCAGCAGCAGCAACAGCAGACGCAACUGGCAACAAUUGGACAGGAGAAGAGCACACAGGAGAAGGUGCUGGAAAUUGUACGCGCCGCGGAUGCUUUCACCACAGUGCCACCGAAAUCACCAUCAGAGCAUCAUGAACAGGACAAGAUACAAAAGACAACGACGGUUGUUAUAUCGAAGCACACGCUCGAUACAAAUCCUACCACACCCACAACGCCAGCUCCUUUGCCGAUAGGUGCGGCGCCUCCAGAGUCAGCGACCGCUGCACAGACUCAGACACAACAACAACCACAGCAGCAGCAGCAGCAACAACCACAACAACAGCAGCAGCAGCAACAUCAGCAGUUAUCACCUGCGGGGGAGAAUGUGACGUCAACAGCAACAGCAACAACUAAAGUGCCUAAAUCGGUAUCCGAUAAAAAACGCUUCUUUGAGUCCGCCAUGGAGGAUCAACACAAGCCCACACAAAAGACAGAGAAAGUUUUUUCAUUCCUGUCAAAGGAUGAAGUCGAAAAGUUGCGCCAGGAGGAGGAGAAGAAAAUUGCAACAUUGCGUCGUGAUAAGAAAUCCAGAUUAUUGGAUGCCGCCAAUGACAACAUUGACAAGGACGAUGCCAGGCAACAUGAUAACGCUGACAACAGCAACAGCAGCGAUAAUGAUGACGACGACGACGACGAUGACGAUGAUGAUGAUGAGGACGCUAACGAUGACAAUGAUGAUGAGGAUAACGAGCUGACCGGUCGCAAGGAUGUCGUUGAUAAUGUUGUGCUGGCGCAGUUCGAUGAUGCGGAGGACAUUAGAACCGCACAAAGUCAAGCGCAGACAAUUCGCGCCCCAAGCAAAAUACCCAAGCAACAGCAACAACAGAGGCAGAAACAACCUAUCAAGGCCACGCCCACUCCCACGGCUGCAAAUGAUGCGCCCAAACCUUCACUGUUGCCCAAGCCAAAGGUCAAAGUUGUCAUACCGCCCGCAUUGCAGCAGCGUCUUUGGCAGCAGCAGCAACAACAACAGCAGACGCAACCCGAUGAGCCAACCAUUCAGGAGGAGCAGGAUGCGGAGGUGGAGCAGCAGCAACAACCUGCCACGCCCACGGGCAGUCGCAUACCCGUGCGCACACUGAAAGCCGAACGCCGUGCCCUGGCAGCAGCAGCUCGCCAGGCGGGCAUCACAGUCGAGGAGUACAUGCAGCAGCUGGAGCUGGAGCAGGAGCAAUCGGUGCCGCAGUCACCGACAACGCCCACGGGCAAGAGUCGUGCCCUGAUGAACGCCGAGAAGCGUGCCUCAUGGCGUGCGGCUCGUCUACGUUCCCUGGAACAGGGCGCUGUCGAGGCACAGGAUGUGAUUAAGAAUAUGCGCAAAAUUACUGAUGAUUUGAUCACACAUGAAUCAAGAGCCAGCGAGCCGAAAAUAGUCUUUCCAAAAAUUGCCAUAAAAUCAAGCGAUGGUCCGGUCAUCGUGCGCGAACGCGAGAAAAUACUCGACGAGAAAAUUGUGAGACGCACUGAGGAGGUGCCCUGCCCCAUAACGGGGCAACCUCAAUUGCGCACCGUCGAGUACAUUGAGAAAAUCAUCGAAACGGAGGUCGAGACUUGCAAAGAGCGCAUCAUUUCAUUGGAGCUGCAAGUGCCAGAGUCCGACGAUGGCUCUCUAGACGCUACAUUGCCGCCGCUGGAACUGCAGGCGGAUGAUGAUUUCGACGACGAUGACUAUGACGACGACGACGAGGAAGAGGAGGAGGAAGAGGACACCGCCUCAAUUGUUACAGUGCAGGCAACCAGUGACAAAUUGUUUUUGCGCCACGAUGCAGACGCCUAUGGGCCUUCGUCCAUUGAGAGCGUGUCGUCGGGCAAGGUUCGCAUUAAAGCAACGCCGCUAACGCUGCACCAGACGCUGGCCAAGGAGACAACCAUUGUGGAGGUGCUGAAUCCCAUCAUCGGUGGCGAUGGCAACGCUCGCACUAUUCAAGUGAGCGGCUCGCCCUUUGACCAGGACGAGCUGACGGGUCAGGGCGCAACGGCGUUGCUGCAUAGCGAAACUUUUGUGCUGCCCACUGGUGGCGGCAAGUCGGAGCUAUCGUUAAAUGCUAAAAUGAAGAAUGUACUUGAGGAGCUGCUGGAGAACGAACGCGUCAAAUUGAAUUUGCAAAAGAGCCUCGAGGAGAACAGCGACGAGGAGAAGGACAACGACGACGACGAGGAGGGUGAGGGUGAGAAUAUCUAUGUAGAUGCGCACGAUGAUGAUGAGAGCGCCUAUGGUGAUGCCAUGGAUGAUGUUGUUGACUUUGGCAUUACAGCGGCGCCGUCGGGUGGUGGAACUCGGGGUCAAGACGAUGCCAAGAACGGUAAUCAGCAGAUUCUUGAUGAGCUGAUAAGGGACAGCAAUCGCAACACCAUCAUCGGGAAAUUGGCCAGCCAAUUGGCCAUGAACGAGGAUGACGACGAUGACGAGGACGAUGAUGAUGAGGAGGAUGACGAAAGCAGCGACUCCUCGGACGAUGAUAGCGAUGAUUCCGACGAGGAAGACAACGCGGAGGAGCAGCUAAAUGUCGCCUAUGUGCAGGGCGCACAAGUAAUCGAGAAUCUCAAUACAGGUGACGCAGGCAGCAAGCUGCAAAAGUCACAGACCUACACCACCAUAAAGCAGGCAGAGACGACAGAGCAGGUGGAACCACAAGCCGCAUCUCCGUGCGGCUCGGCUGGCGACACACUCGCUCAACUGCAGGCCGAGCAGCGUGCGCUGGCCGAGAUCUCAAAACAGUUGCGCAAGUCCGUGGAGGAUUUGCUCAGCGCCGAUGGCGGCACCGUGGUGGAAACACAACGCACAUACACACUGCCUGCGGCCAGCGAUAGUGCUGCUGUUGUCACGGUCACCGAGGUGGUGAAGAAGCAGAAGAAGUCAGGACGUCGGGCGAGAGGUGACGACGAGUCUGGCGAGGCUAUAUUCAAUCGUCUGCUCAGUGCUGGUGAGUCGCAGCGUCAGAUCUUUGACCAGCAACAGGGCGAAACCAUUACGACGACGACAACAACCACAGAGGCAGUGCCAAGUACGGCAGCAGCGGCGGCAGCUGGUGAACCGACAAGCACCAGUGUGGUGACCACCACACGUACUGUCUCCAACAUUGUCACCAGCGGUAUUCCUAGGCUUGAGGCGAGCAAACAAACCGCACGCAGCACAAGCAACACCAGUAGCAGCAACAACAACAGCAACAACGGCAACGGCAACCGCAGCAAAAACAAGCGUAAGGGCAAGAAGAAAUAAACGAGCGACGAUAGAACAACGAUAGAGAACGACAAAUUGCGCAUACGACACAUGGUCUGUAUGGAGUAUUAAGUAAACGCAUACAUUCCAGCAUGCAUACACAUUUAAGCGAUAUGUAUGUACAAUCGCGUACAUAUCUCACAAAACCCAUCAUCAUCAACAUCGUCAUCGCCACCCCCUCCCCUCACCCGCCACCAUUUCGUUCACCCUUUUGUCGCCGCUCAGACUUGGGCACAAUCAGAUCAUAUCAGCGCGCUAAGGAGCAUUGUAAAAUGUGCCGUUAGACAUAUAUAAAUAUAUAUAUAUAUAUAUAAUACAAAUUUAUGUGUGUACAUAUGUAUAUACAUAGAUAUCAAUAUGCAUAUGUAUAUAAAAAUAAUUGUUUAAUUAAUUGUGCAAAUUAACUUGUCGUUGCAUUUAAAUCUCAUUUGUUACUAAUCAAAAUAAUGUGUGCAACAUGACGAUGAACCGGAGGAUGCAAUUAUAAUAGAAAUAUAGCAAAAAAAAAACAAUUUAAAGUCCCUGCAAGCCGCCACAUUAACAUUACCCACAAUUAAUGCAAGAAGAACGCGAACAAAAAUACUCAACAAAAGUCUUAUUUAAUUUAUUUAAAUAAUUUCAUUUUGUUUUGUUUUGCAUUUACCCGUAACACAAACACACACACAUACACAUAAUUUGCAUUUAAUUUGUCAUUAAGCUUCGUUUUCGAUUUCCCCAAAAAGGCGAAUACAAAUUAAAUAUCGUAUUUUUGUUUUAGCACAAAAGUUAAGAAUGGCGUCCAGCCGAUGAAAGUAUUUACAUUUCGAUGGCCCCCUCCACACUAUCUUUAUAAUAUGAAUAUGAACUCCGAGCAUUCCGAUUGCCCACCUUUAAAACUGGGCCUAAGCUUAAGGUUUAGCUCUAAGCGUCGACACAACACACAUCUGAAACAACACAAUGCAACACAAGAGAAAAGUUAUCAAUAGAGCCAUUGAUAAGUGUUGCAUUAAUCUACUAUAUAGAGUAGUGGCUGUAGUUGUAGUACAUAGUUAUUAUACGAUUAUACAAAGCACAAUUUAAAAGUUACGAGGUAGUCAGUUUCUAAAUCCAUAAAUUUAAACUGUAAAGAACCAAUACGAGCAAAAUGAUAUAAUACCUAUAUGAUAUAUGAUACUAUACAUUUAGUUUGUAAGCGAGUAAAAACCAUUUUUUAUAAACUGACAAAAACAUUGUUGCAAUGUAAUAAACAAU